AUUCAUUCGGAACUCAACUCAAAAGAGUUCAAAAUUAUUUGGAAAUUGUUUUUCCAAUAUUGCAGUAAAGUAACGUAAAAAUGGCGCGUGUGCCUUUAGGCCCUGGUCCCGGCGCUUACGGUUUGCCCCCAACUAUUGGGUACGAGAAACAUGAUAACCGUAAGCAACGCAUGCCCCAGUAUUCCUUCGGAAUCCGUACAAACAUAUCGGGCAAAGAUGCGGGUCCAGGUCCAGGUGCCUAUCAGGUAGACAAACUAACGCGCUAUGGCAAGGGUGGCGGCUUGGAAUACACGAUGGCCCCGUUGACCCAAUUCAAGGACAAGGGUUUCGGCCCUGGCCCAGGCGCCCACGAUGUCCAUCUAAAGCCCAUGUUCAAAGGUACGGAGGCUCCUGCAUAUUCGAUGGCCGCGCGUCACAACUUCAAUUUCAAGAAGUGUGGACCCGGUCCCAGUGCCUAUAUGUAUGACAUCAACACCGUAAAGCAGGCUGCCCCUAAGUACAGCAUGGGCAUACAAACCAAGGUUUUGGGCAAGAACAACUCACCUGGUCCAGCUGCUUAUGGUGCGGGUGAUCUGAAUCUGAGACUGAAUCGGGCACCCGAAUAUUCGAUGAGACCCAGGUGUGAUAUAGCAAGUACUUCCGUGGGUCCCGGCCCCAAUUAUUAUGACUUGAUGUACUACCGUCCUGGAAAGAAUAGGGGUGCCUAUUCGUUCGGUGUGCGCCAUUCACCGUUUGCGCCACCCAUGAUCGUCAGAUGUGAUAAUAUGUAAAUGUUUGCAAUAUUGGAAAAAUCUAUUUUAAUGUGGAAUUACAAUAGUAAUAAAUUUUAUUAAG
Molecule: messenger RNA, 834 nt
Organism: Drosophila navojoa
Lineage: Eukaryota; Metazoa; Arthropoda; Insecta; Diptera; Drosophilidae
Source: RefSeq, a predicted model, not a curated record